CCAUCCAGUCCACUAGCCCUCCACCCAAGUGGAAGCCGAUGUAUUUCCUCUCCUUAGCUAAAGGAAGUGCCAGAAUAAGCAGCUGUGAGCUAGAUGUGAGCACCUCUGCGUAUGCUUGUUGGCACUGUUCAACCUUUCUGAAGCUGUAGAGUGACACCAUUGUACCACUGGUGCACCAACCAGAUAGGAACACCAUGGCUCCCAGGGUCACCAUCCUUUUCUUCUCAUGUCUUCUCCUCUUCGCAAUCAAGUCUACUCUAGCAGACUCUGAAGCAAACGGAAAUAGUACAUCUCCCUCCCAAAACCCAACAGUGACCCAAAAUGUAAAAGAGAUCACUGCCAUAACAACACCAACACUUACCAUCUCAAAAAGCCCACAAGUGGUAAUAACUGAAAGCAAGUCAGCUUCAAGUCAGACAUUGGGUUCAGCUCCCACAUCAACCAUUUCACCAACUGUCAACACAACAGGGAACAGGACAACAAGCCCCACCAUAAACACCAGUGGGACACUUGGCAAAGAUAAAACCUCACCACAAACAGAAGGACCCCAGACUACACAAACUGCUGCAACUCCUAAACCAGGACCCCAGACUACACAAACUGCUGCAACUCCUAAACCAGGACCCCAGACUACACAAACUGCUGCAACUCCUAAACCAGGACCCCGGGCUAAUCCAGAAUCAGAUCCUUCAAAAGGAGGCAGUGUAAAUGAGACUGACUCUAGCAAUGACAUCCAAACACAUGGGCCACAGUCUGAUCAACCCAUUUCAAAUUCAGAUAAGAAUUACUAUUGGCUUCUGUUGCUUGUGGGAGUUGCUGGUAUCGGCACAGUGAUGUACUUCAAAUGCUGCAAAACCCGCCGUCAUGCAGAGACGACAGACAGCGGAACUGAGAAUGCUUCAUUCCAAAGGACUGAAAGUAACAAAGAUGGGGUCAUGCUGCUCGGAGUGAAGUCAUCAGGCGGUGCAGAGAAUGCUGCAGCAAAAUAAGCAGGAGGAAGAACUGAGACAGAAGCCUAAAGAAGCAGACGCAUUGAGCCUGGGACCUACACUGACUACAUCGAAGAAAAACUACACUGAAGAAAAAUGGAUGGCGAGCACCACAAGCUUUACUUACAGAUAAAGAGGAAUGGGAAAUUUUGCACAUCAUAUUUAUGUGUAUAGUGAAUUGGAACCCUGAGUUAAUAUGAGCAAAAAAGCUGAACAAAAUAAACUUUACUCAGUAUUUUCUAUUCUCAGCAACGUGAGAAAAUAGUAUGAUUUUAUUGUAAUAUCAUUGCUGGGAAGAUGCAUCUAUUCGGUUUUGUUCAUUAGGAUUUCUAGGAGUGCGGGUAAUUGUGAUAUACAUAUUUUUGAGAAAAUAUUUAUAUGAUGAUUGUUCUUUCCCAAUUUGAACAGUUUAGCCUUGCUUAAAAUUUAGACAUGAGAGUAAAGAUUAAGCUGAAAACAGUAAUGACGGCCUCUCACAGACAUUCUUGUUCAUGUUUACCGAAGGUGCUAAUAAUUCUGCAGACUAAUGUAUCAGCUGGAAAAUGAGUUCAAGCUUUUGAACAAGAAUGUUUGGAAGCUGAAAAAGAAGAGAAGAGGUCUCCUUUCUGUCAUUUACAUACAGUUUCACUGCCAAAAAUCUACAGUUCGUAGCGUUUCUGCCACAACAGGAACAUAUUCAUUUAAAGCACUAACUUGCAAUCAUUACUGACAUAUUUAUGUUAAUAUUGCACGUACGGUGAUCAGCAGGUUGAUAUUACAGUUAUUUUGAUCAGUGAGGUCUGGGUGUUGGUUUUAUUUCUGAGUUUAGGCUUUAGUACAGCAAAUCAGGAUCCAGCUGGAGAUCAUAGAUAAACAGACAAUGCUCUAAAGCGGACUUUCCACAGCUUAAAGGGCAACAUUCUAUUUGUGCAACAAUGUUUGUGUGUUAAAACUGUAAUAGUAAUAGGAUUGUUUGCAUUUUACAAUUCUUUUAGGUUAAAAAAAGCUUGUUAUUAUUUGUUAGACAAAAACUACACAAAAUUCAGUAAAAUCUCUAUAGGCAGUGUUUCUGUUACAGUGAAGAAAAGUUCUGUCUACUUUUCUUCACCAUGUCAUGUCUGUGGCUGUGGUGUACAUAUGAUUCAGGUUUUUUUUUUACUGUUUUUCUGUUUUUCACUUGAUUUCUCGUCAUAUCAUUUAUUUUCUGGAUAAUCAACUGAAAAGUCUUCAGUCUGUACCUUGAUCACUACUGUUUACACAUUUGUCUAAUGUCAUGAUUACUCGUAACUUUUCGUCCCUUCAUUCUCACCAGAGCUUUUCAGUAUAACAUAUUGUUCAAAGAAUAUGCAACACAUUUGUAAAGGCUGGCUUGGGACCAUUUAAGAUGAUGGAAUAUCAACUCUGAUGCCAUUUGUGCCUCAUGUACUGAAAGCACAGGUGAGGUCUUAUCAUGGAAUUGUGAAAAAAGUUUCUAAGCGAUGAGUUUUAGAUGCAUUUUUUUUUAUCAUUUUUAGUUUAAUAAAAGAAAUGUGUGAAAUACCAAAA
Messenger RNA from Colossoma macropomum (tambaqui), 2513 nucleotides. Its product is annotated as mucin-5AC-like. The transcript is spliced from 16 exons. The record is from RefSeq and is a predicted model, not a curated record. NCBI's taxonomy places the organism in Eukaryota, Metazoa, Chordata, Actinopteri, Characiformes, Serrasalmidae. The coding region runs from base 195 to 989 and encodes 264 amino acids.